UUGGUAAAUCCCUCUUCGUCUUUUGAGAGCAAAUGACACAAUCAAGGCCACAUGAUUUCCUAUUCGUUAUUUAUGUUUGCGAUAAGAUUUGUGUCUAUAAAUAAACCUGUCAGUGGAAUCUAGUGAUGGGCCUCCUGUGGUAAGCCAAUCUUGCAAACAGCAGCUGAGGAUCAUGUUUCAUCGUACACACAUAAUUCAGUCAAAACACUGGUGUGGCGUUCAAAUCUCCAAGAGUCUAUUUUCGGUACCAAAAUAGAGUCCAAAAUUAGCUAUUGAGUAUUUAUUUUACCGAAGGAAAAGACCUAUUUUUGAUUUCUACGUUUUGCAUUUUAAUCGACGCAAAACGCAGUUUCGUGAUCUCGUUGUUUGAGGAUGGCGUCGUGUCACGCUUGGAUUUCAAUAUUCGUCUUAUUAGCAACGUUUACUUUAACAUUUGGUCAACAAUGUGCACCGUUAAAAGGCACUUUUCGCCAGCAAUGUGCUGUUACAGGGUACAACCAGACAUUCCGAAUUCCUUAUAAGAUGGACCCAGAGGCAAGCGAGUUUAUUAGUGACUUCAUCACUGAAUCUUUCCAUGAAAUGGAGAACUGUUCUGUAGGUGCAAUCGGAGAGACAAUAAUUUGUUCAGUGAUCUACGCACCGCGUUGCAUUGAAGGACAAAGUCAACCUCAAGUGCCAUGUCGAAGGGUUUGCUCCGAGUACCUUUACCGAUGUGUCGAAUCCAAGGAGGGUAAUAUAUUUUCUUUGUGGGGACCGUAUUUGUACGGAUUGUGUACUUUGUUGCCYAACGAAACAUCGUCGACUGGAAAUUGCUAUGAACCACCAGGCUUUGAGCAACACUUUAAUUCCUCUGCUAGCGAUUUAAUUCAAGGCAACUGCUUUCCAAACAUCUUUCCGUAUUGCCAAAAUAUAAGCUACAACUAUACAGUGAUGCCAACUUAUAUGCAAAUCCAUCUCUACGAGAUCUUUUACGAUAAGAACUAUACUGGAAAUCCGGUUAUCGAUGCACAGUUCAGUAAUACAACGUACAUCCAUAGGUACGACCUUUGGCUGAAGAAAUAUCCUAAAUGCGCCCAGAUGCUCAAAAUGCUGUUCUGCUCAGACCGAAUUCCGCCAUGUUUUCUUGGCGAAGAGUCAACCCUUUAUACAAUAUGCAAGUCUGUUUGUAAAUCACUCUUAACGGUGUGCCCUGAAUUGAAGGAUACCUAUUUAAAAUGGUACCUUGGAGAGUGUGAGAUUUCACCGAAUGGGAACACCUCACAUGGUUUUUGUAAAAUCACAGAAUGGCCAAAUCCACAUGACUGGCUUAACCAAGAGGAAUAUUUUGGAAUUAAGCCUACGACUAAGCCACCUCCAAAAAAGUCCAUAGGAGCAGGAGUCAUAGUUGCUGCUGUUUUGGUGCCAAUAAUUGUGGUUCUUCUACUCAUCGUUGGUGUGUAUUUGUGGAGGAAUCGUAUGCUUCCAUGGCGUUACUUYGGUCUUAAGGCAGACGAUAGAAGAGAUCUAGUAACAUAAAAAYCUUCAUCGUARGCAUUUUUUGGAAAUAUGGCGCCGAUACUGUCAUGGUCGGCGAAAACGAGUUCUCAAAAGCCAGUCUUUCGUUCGUGGUUUUGUUUUGUCGAGUUCUUUUACAGAAAAUAACAUAAAAUACAAAUCUCGAACUUUCAUGAAUACCACGUAUGCGAUUUUCCUGGUCUUGAUAUAAAGACUUUGAGUCCUCGUUAUCGUACUUCAGGAUCAUUCCGUCGAUCGGCAGCCGUGACCAACAUUUUUAAAAGCCAUAAAGCAAAGCAUGAUGGGAAGUAGGUCUUUUUCAGUGUCCGCUCAAAUUAUCUCUCAAUCUCMGUUUUUGAUGUCGUUCGCUUUGCAYUGCAGUAAAGGCGCACUUGCAUUUGGCUACAGAAACAGAAAACUGUCUUUARGCGCGAUCCAUUAGAAUUUUGAGAGUGGCGGGAGUCAAAAUCUUCCCUCUCUUUCAAAAGUCUAAUGGAUCGCCCCUUAGUAGCGGGUUAGUAAAAAGAGAUUUUUGAUCAUGUUUUCUGGAAAACUUAUGGUAUUAGUUAGAAUCUACAGUGACAAGAAAUUUAUCAUUUCAUUCACUAAUGAGUUUUAUAUUCAAUAUCGAAUUUCACAUUAUCAUAUAAACGAUGCAUUCUUAUAUAAUUCUACGGUAUCAUCAAAAAUAUAAUCAUUUCAUAUGAACAACUAAUUAAUGUUAUGAACUAAUUUUUUAUGCUUAURAACUUCCCGACGUGGACUUUGUAAAUUAAGUCUUAGAAUUAAAAUGUCAAUUCCUCAUCAGGCGCCUUUCCACCUUUUCCACCUUUUAUGGCUAUGGGCUUUUUGAUUUCCGAUAGGCCGACCGUAGGGGGUUAUGGGAUAACGUCACCUCUGAGGUGCCCAUGACCUUUAACCGGCCAAUAUGAUACCAUAGGGAUCUCAGAAGGACAAGUACUUUAUCAAAUACUCACAUUCAUCGGCAGGGUAAAAAUUAAAAGCGUUUCACAUGAAAUUGCUAUAUAUCAAUAAAAAACACACGACCUUAUCGAGGAGUGAGGGAGGAAAUAAUGCAAUAGACCUGGGUGAUUGAUUUGCGACCAGGCCUUCAUAUGAAUUCGCCAAGGUUGUAAGCCAGUGAGCCCGUGCAUUUUUGUUAAGCGGUCAUAUUUGAAA
Messenger RNA from Exaiptasia diaphana, 2673 nucleotides. RefSeq lists its product as uncharacterized. Gene Ontology annotation, cellular component: plasma membrane. Gene Ontology annotation, biological process: canonical Wnt signaling pathway; non-canonical Wnt signaling pathway. The record is from RefSeq and is a predicted model, not a curated record. Bases 373 to 1515 code for a protein of 380 amino acids. The transcript is spliced from 3 exons. Lineage: Eukaryota; Metazoa; Cnidaria; Anthozoa; Actiniaria; Aiptasiidae. Gene Ontology annotation, molecular function: Wnt-protein binding; Wnt receptor activity.